CUGUAUUUUUCAGAGCAGAAGCUCAUUCCUAAACAUGCCUCUGAACUGUCGCAUUUGAAAGGAACAAGUCACACAUUCUCAGCAGCUGUAGACCAACUUCCAUCUGAUAUUCCGAAGGUUGACUUCGCUGCUUUAAAGAAGCAACUCCCAGCUCAUGCAGCAAUUUUGGAUUCGCUGCAGAAACAGCUAGAGGCUAUUAAGAUUCCAUAUGGAGAGAUUCCUAAAGCUUACCUUCAGGAGAUUGACCACUGGACUGAGUACAAUAACGAACGAGUAAAACUUCAUGAGAUGAAGGUCGCUGAUGGUUUGGAGCAGGCUAAGAAGGUAGAAGACAAAUGGGCUAAGGCUCCUCCAGUAGAGCACUUUGACCGACAGCACUUCGCCGAGUACUUCCCACAAGAAUUCUAUGAUCUGCGCUAUCAGAAUAGGUUUGGUCUCUAAUU
Cylicostephanus goldi is the source of this 443-nucleotide messenger RNA. The record is from the annotation of a GenBank genome assembly. Lineage: Eukaryota; Metazoa; Nematoda; Chromadorea; Rhabditida; Strongylidae.